AAAAGCUGACAAUUGAAUAAAAUACUAGGUAUUUCAUUGAUAGCAGCAAAAAGAAAAGGAAGAGGGGAAAAAGAAAAGGAGAACUCAGUUGCUAUGGACCCGAAACAAGCCGGCGAGGAAGCAGAACGUAUUUUCCAGGGAAGCAAAUUCUGUGUUUGAUGUGAUUCUGAAGGAUAAGGUUAAAGGUUUAGAGGAUUGUGGAAGGCUUGGGAUAUGAAUGGUGCGUUUGGAUAAGGAAUGAGCAGGGAGAAUUGUGUUAUUGCCGAUUUGUUUCCUCGAUGUACCUGGUGGUUCUUUUGCUUUCCGCUGCCGCGGCUGAAGAUGUCAGCAGGUCGGCCGACCUCCUUCUGAGGGAUGUCAAAGCGUACCUGAAGGCCAUGGACCUCGGCUACGUAGUCCUUGGCGCUUUUGAAGCAAAAGGGAUGUCAUGUACUGCUGGUAAAUUGGGCGAUAUUUCCGGCAUAUACAGGAAGGGCCAGGUUGAAUUGACCAACUCUGAAGACCGGGCGGAAUUGAAGGUGAAUUUCAGCUUCGAUUCGCUUGAUGUUUCAUAUCCCCAUUGCAAAUUCUUACUGUUCAAACAGGACCUGCGAAUUCAACUGCCUCAGCCUGAAUUUCAUGCCAGGUUUGUUCUAGAGAGAAAAGGGACGCAGUGUGUCGGUAGGCUGGAAGACUUGACUCUCAAUUUGAAGCGUAUACGAUUCUUGACGACUUUAAGAGUCUUCGGCAUCAUAGAAAAUAUCGUGAUCAACGCAUACCUUCAUUUAAAAAAAAGCCGCAUAGUCCACCACCUUGAACAAGAAAUAAUCGAUUACACAAAGAAAUUCAAAAGUUUUAAAUGUUCUGAUGAUUUCAACCACGACUAUCUAUGAUUGUACUAUACAUACAUAUUUUCUCUUGAUCCUUGUCGUUCAUGAAGUUCAGGAUUAAAGAAAAAAAAAAUUGUAGAUCACUAAGAAGUUUAUUUAUUUAUUUUUUUGGUGUUAAGUCUGCCCACCUGCCAGAGAAAAUUUUUUCUAGGUAUUUAAAUAAAACAUUAUAUAUACAGGAAAGAAUAUUAAUUAAUAAUUUAUUUUCUAAACUUUCACAACUUGUGAGUUAUCACAAAAAUUAAGCUUCUAUAUUUCCUAAAGAAAUGAAGAAUGAAA
This is a messenger RNA of Cimex lectularius (bed bug), 1148 nucleotides long. RefSeq lists its product as uncharacterized. The transcript is spliced from 5 exons. The record is from RefSeq and is a predicted model, not a curated record. Lineage: Eukaryota; Metazoa; Arthropoda; Insecta; Hemiptera; Cimicidae. Bases 279 to 872 code for a protein of 197 amino acids.